This is a messenger RNA of Syngnathus acus (greater pipefish), 5147 nucleotides long. It is a transcript of the gene myom1b, whose product is annotated as myomesin 1b. NCBI's taxonomy places the organism in Eukaryota, Metazoa, Chordata, Actinopteri, Syngnathiformes, Syngnathidae. The transcript has 38 exons. Gene Ontology annotation, molecular function: protein binding. The record is from RefSeq and is a predicted model, not a curated record. The coding region runs from base 200 to 4564 and encodes 1454 amino acids.
GCUGCUGCUGGGACACACUGACAUUUGUUGGGGGUCCGGGUAUUAUUUUGUUGGAGUGCACCGCAGUCUUGCUCACCUGCAGCCACUUUCUUACGUCCUACCUGCUUCAUUGUGGAAUUGCCCCCUUGAAGUUGAGCAAGUGACCUGCAGGGGGGGUAAGUGGCAACCGUUCCGCGGACGCAAAAAGGCACCCGCAAGCAUGUCUACCUCAGUACCGUUCUACCGCAAGUACGGACGCAGCUACGACAGGGGCUACCGCUACCAGUCGGGGAGCGGGUACUCGGUCGGGACCAGCGCCGGCACCAGAACCAGGGGCCUUGAUCGGUCAUCACAAUCCCGACCCGACCCGCUGCCCAAGAGAGCCAACCCCUCCUACUUGGCCGUGGACCGAGAGAACCAAAUCAUCGGCUACGUAGUGCCCGUCUUCAGGACCAGUCAAGAGUUUGCGGCGGGAUAUUCGGACGAGAGCAGACUGCGGAACACUGCCACCUACAUGGAGCGCCGCGACAUGUUCACCAGCGGUCUGGAGAUGGAGCGCUCGGAGCAGAUCUCCAGGAAGGAGACCAUGCGUGAGUCGGCCCAACGCAUCUCCUUGAAUAAAACGCUCUACGAGCACGAGGAGCACUUCAAGCGCAUGAACGAAGACAGCCUGAUGCACGUCCCGGAGUUUAUCAUCAAGCCUCGCUCACACACCGUGUGGGAGAAGCAGUGCGUGAGGCUGCACUGUACCAUCAGCGGCUGGCCGGACCCCCGAGUCGUCUGGUACAAAAAUAACGUGGCCAUCGACCAUCUUGCCAACGCCGGGAAGUACAAAAUCGAGAGUAAAUACAGCGUCCACUCACUGGAGAUCAACAAGUGCGAUUUCGAGGACACGGCCCAGUAUCGCGUCUCGGCCAUGAACGUCAAGGGGGAGGUGUCCGCCUACGCCUCGGUUGUUGUCAAAAGGUUCAAAGGGGAAGUGGACGAGUUCCUGCCUGCUCCUAGACGGACUGGUGUGAAAGAUGGUCCCGUGUCCGAGUACGGCAUCACUUUCCAGACCAACAUCGUCGACAACUUCGGCGUGUCCUUCGGCAGGGAGGGCGAGACCAUGAGCUUGGGCUGCACCGUCAUCAUCUACCCAGCUUUGCAUCACUACCAGCCCGAGGUGCAGUGGUACAGAGACGGGGUUCUCCUGUCCCCGUCCAAGUGGAAUCACAUGCACUGGAGUGGUGACAGAGCUACGUUGACCCUUACGCACCUGAACAAAGAGGACGAAGGACUCUACACUCUGCGCGUCACCACCAAGUCCGGAUACAAAAGCUACUCCGCCUAUGUCUUUGUGAGGGAUGCUGAAGCCGAAGUGGAAGGAGCACCGGGGGCCCCCCUGGAUGUGUGCUGUCUAGAUGCCAACAAGGACUACAUCAUUGUCUCCUGGAAGCAGCCGGCAGUCGACGGUGGCAGCUCCAUCCUGGGUUAUUUUGUGGACAGGUGUGAGGUCGGGACAACCCACUGGAUCCAGUGCAAUGACACUCCUAUCAAGUUUGCCCGAUUCCCGGUCACCGGCUUGGUUGAGGGUCGCUCCUAUAUCUUCCGUGUGCGCGCCGUCAACCAGAGCGGCAUGAGCCGUCCGUCUCGGGUGUCCGAACCUGUCGCCGCCAUGGACCCGGCCGAUCGCGCUCGCAUGAGAGGUAACACUGCACCUUGGACCGGCCAGAUCAUUGUCACGGAGGAAGAACCUGCAGAGGGUAUUGUUCCUGGCAGACCUCAAGAACUGCAAGUGACCGAAGCAACCAAGAACUACUUGGUCCUCAGCUGGAAGCCACCCGGCGAGAAAGGCCUGGAAGGUGUCAUGUACUAUGUGGAGAAGUGUGUCUCAGGCACAGAUAGCUGGCAGAGGGUGAACACGGAGAUCCCGGUGAAGUCGCCUCGUUUCGCGCUGUUUGAUUUGGCGGAGGGGAACUCUUACUGCUUCCGCGUCCGCUGCUGCAACGCCGCCGGCGUCGGCGAACCGUCCGACCCCACCGAGGCCACCACGGUUGGCGACAAGCUCGAUACGCCAUCCGCGCCGAGCAAAGUCGUCCCUACGAGGAACACGGAUACGUCGGUGGUGGUAUCCUGGGAAGCAUCCCGUGACGCCAAGGAGUUGGUGGGCUACUACAUUGAGGCGAGCAUUGUGGGCAGUAACAUCUGGGAGCCAUGCAACAACAAACCCGUCAACGUGACCAGGUUUAUAUGCCACGGUUUGACGACGGGAGAGAAGUACGUGUUCAGGGUGAGGGCUGUGAACGCCGCAGGACUUAGUCCGUUCUCUCCGGAAUCCGAGCCUGUGGAGGUGAAGGCUGCGAUUGCGUCGCCUGCACCACCGUAUGGAAUCAGCGUGCUGGAAUGCGUACGCGACUCCAUGGUGCUGGGGUGGAAGCAGCCCACCUUCAUUGGAGGGGCCGAUAUCAGCGGAUACUUCGUGGACUACCGUGAGGUUGUCGACGGCGUGGAGGGAAAGUGGCAGGAGGCCAACAUCAGGGCGGUCAGCGAACGUGCCUACAGGGUGACUGAUCUGAAGGAGAACAAGAAGUACCAGUUCCAGGUUCGGGCGGCCAACAUCGCGGGGGUCGGCAUCCCGUCGCUUCCCAGCGACACCUUCUUGUGCGAGGAGUGGACCAUUGCCGUUCCAGGACCUCCUCACGAUCUCCAGCUGCGAGAGGUGCGAGGCGACUCCAUGGUGUUGCUGUGGAAAUCUCCGGUGUACCAGGGGCGUGAUCCUGUCAACGGCUUCUACGUGGACAUGAAGGAAGCGGAAGCCCCGGAGGAAGCCUGGCGAGGACUCAAUACCAAGGCCACGGAGAACACCUUCUUCAAGGUGAAGAAUCUGAAGGAGCAAGAGUCGUACGUGUUCCGAGUGCGUGCCCAGAAUCAGGCCGGCGUGGGGAAAAGCUCGGACAUCUCCGAACCGGUCCAAGCUGUGACCAAGCCCGGCACCAAGGAGAUUUUGGUGGACGUGGACGACGACGGCGUCAUCUCUCUUAACUUCGAAUGCGCCAACAUGACCCCCGACUCCAAAUUUGUGUGGUCCAAGAACUACGAAGACAUGGACGACUCGUCACGCUUGACCAUGGAGACCAAAGGGAACAAGUCCAAAGUUACCUUCAACUCACCCGGAGAGGAAGACAUUGGUAUUUAUUCAUGUCUGGUCACUCACACGGACGGAGCUUCAUCCAGCUACACCAUCUCGCCUGAAGAGAUGAAGAGGCUGCUGGAGAUCAGCCACGAUCACAAGUUCCCCACUAUUCCCCUCAAGUCGGAUUUGGCCGUGGAGAUGCUGGAGAAGGGCAGAGUUCGCUUCUGGCUGCAGGCCGAGAAGAUUUCAGCCAAUGCCAAAGUGGACUACGUGUUCAACGACAACGUGAUGGCCCAGGGCGAGAAAUACAAGAUGAACUUUGACAAAAACACCGGCGUGGUUGAGCUGAUCAUGGAGUCGCUGAUGCCUGAGGAUGAAGGCACCUUCACCUUCCAGAUGCAGGAUGGAAAAGCCACCAACCAGUCCAGUUUGGUACUCAUAGGAGACGUGUUCAAGGAUCUGCAGAAGGAAUCAGAGUUCCAGAGGAAAGAAUGGUUCAGAAAGCAAGGUCCUCACUUUAUUGAGUAUUUGGGCUACGAGGUCACUCCAGAAUGUUGCGUGGUACUCAAGUGCAAGGUAGGAAAUAUAAAGAAGGAGACGACGGCGAUUUGGUACAAGGACGGCCGGGAGAUCAAGGCCGACCAAAAUUUGGGCUUCACUGAGGGCGUCCUAAAACUGGAAAUAGCUCAGAUUUCCAAGAAGGACGCCGGCGUCUACGAGACGGUCCUGAAAGACGAGCGAGGACAAGAUACGUCCAAGUUAAAUCUGACUGACCAAUGUUUCAAAGACCUGAUGAGCGAAGUCUUCAACUACAUCGCUAACUCAUCCACGCCGCUGAAGAUCACCAGCACGGAUCAAGGCAUCCGCCUCUACACCUUUGUCAGCUACUAUAAUGACCUGCUGCCGGUCACGUGGCAUUACAAGGACUCAGCCAUCGCCUUCUCGGACCGCUUGAAGAGCGGCGUGGUGGGCGACCAGUUGUGGCUGCAGAUCAGCGAGCCCACCGAGAAGGACAUGGGCAAAUACGCCAUUGAGUUCAACAUCAAUGACGGCAAAGGCGGCCUGAGGAGGACCGUGGAGCUGUCGGGUCAAGCGUACGAGGACGCGUUGGCCGAAUUCAAGAGACUCAAAGCGGCUGCUAUUGCAGAAAAAAACCGCGCCCGAGUGGCAGGAGGUCUCCCCGACGUGGUCACCAUCCAAGAGGGCAAGGCGCUCAACCUCACCUGCAACAUCUCAGGCGAGCCGUUGCCCCAGGUGACGUGGCUGAAGAACGACAAAGAGCUGACGUCAAACGAGCACUGCAUUCUACGCUUGGAGUCGGGCAAGUUCGCCAGCUUCACCAUCACGGGGGUCAGCACGGCCGACACGGGCAAGUACAGCAUCCUGGUCAAGAACAAGUACGGCACCGAGAGCGCAGAGUUCACCGUAAGUGUCUUCAUCCCCGAGGAGGUGGCCGCCCGCAAAAAAUGAGCCCGUCCCAUCUCCUGCUCAAUGUGUGUACCUGGACAAAAGCAAACAAAACAAUGUUGAUGUUGAAAUUGGUGCUGAAUGUAGACCAGGUCAAAGGUCAUGAGAUACUAGCAAGCCAAUACUGCUUUCAAAUGUUUCGAUUUCAACGAGAACGUCUCGCUGUUUGCUUGUAAAAGCUCAACGGACUAAUUGUGUUUUCUUUGUUUUGCGUUAGCGACUGUCGCUCGACAUGUUUGACCCCUUUUUUGCAAACGGGUCAGAACUUACUGCUCACUCCAUACAAUUUCAUCACAUUAGCUUUUCUUUGUUGCAACUGAGUAAGUUGAUAUUCACCACACAUCAAAAUAUGUAUCCAUCUGAGAAGAAGUGAGCAAAAGACUGACAUUAUUUGCGGCAAAACGCGGUCACACAUGAUCACCAGAUUGUUUGUUGUGAUGAUCAACUUCCACCGCCCGUCCAAUGUGAAGAUCACCGAUCGCCAUGGCGAUAUUUGCCACCUCCACCCUCACUGUUAGUCUUUUGUGUUUGCCAACGAUACUAAUGAUAAUAAAAAAAAACAAGCAUGAACUUCCCCUCAACCUCA